Tetrahymena thermophila SB210 is the source of this 1020-nucleotide messenger RNA. Its product is annotated as SNARE associated protein. The record is from RefSeq and is a predicted model, not a curated record. The transcript has a single exon. Gene Ontology annotation, cellular component: membrane. NCBI's taxonomy places the organism in Eukaryota, Ciliophora, Oligohymenophorea, Hymenostomatida, Tetrahymenidae.
AUGAAUGAUUAAGAAGAUGUAUAAGGACUUUUGACCACUGAUGAAUCUCCAACAAACUAGCAAGAAUUUUUCUAGUAAAGUGAUUAUGUGUAGUAGCGAGGUUCAUUUUAAAAUACAUAUGCCUAGCGAGGUUAUGGACUUUAGCGAUUAUCUACUAUUGAAGAACAUUAGAAUGAAGAUGAAUUAUAAGAGUAAGAAAGAAUAAAAAAAGUGAUAAGUACAUACACUUAUGUGAUAGUUAUUUAUUUAAUAGUUAUAAUAGUAUUUGCAUUAGCUUUCUUUUUGAGUGAUGAUUUUAGGAAUUCUUUUAUUGAGUUCUUUUUAAACUUUAAAAAGCCUACACCAAAAAAUUUAGUGAUCCUAUUUUUUAUUGGUGUAAUUAUUAAGAUUACUGGCUUCCCUAUCUCUAUUUAUGAAUUAACUGUCGCAUAUAUUCAAUAAGAUUUUAUAUUAUCUGUGUGCUUGUUAACUUUAGCUAAAACAACAGGAUGCUAUGUUUCAUUCUUAAUUUCAAGAUAUAGAUUUUCUAAAGAUGCUCUGUUUUGGAUAUAAACAGUGAAGGAACUAAAAGUUAUAGAUGUUUCUGUUUAAAAAUAUCCAUUUAAGAUCUCUUUUUUAGUAAGAUUUAUGUGGCUACCGAUUGUGGUUAAAAAUUACGGUCUUGGAUUAUUUAAAAUAAGUUCUAUUUAGUUUUUAAUACCAACAAUGUUGCACACUAGCAUAAAGUCAUCAUUUUUAACUUAUAUAGGAAUAAAUCUUUCUAAUUUUUAUGAUAUUGUUUCUGGUAAAACCUUAGCUGAUAAUAUUUAUAUAAGAAUACUACUUAUAUUGCUAGGUCUUAUACUAUUUGUAAUACUCUUUUUUAUUUGUAAGAAAGAAUACAACCUACUUGAAAAGGAAUAUGAAGAAAAAGAAAAUGAAAGAAGAAGAUACUCCAACAUCACAUCAGAUGUGUCUUCACAAAAUAAUACUUAAAUAUCUGGCUAAUAAUAGCAAUAACAACCAAAUUAAUAAAAUUGA